Paramuricea clavata is the source of this 22687-nucleotide messenger RNA. The record is from the annotation of a GenBank genome assembly. NCBI's taxonomy places the organism in Eukaryota, Metazoa, Cnidaria, Anthozoa, Malacalcyonacea, Plexauridae.
GACCAUAUUGAGAGUGUUUAAAGUUCGUAGACUGUCAAGAAUAUCAGCAAAUACAACAUGUGGUUCUAUACUAAUAUGAUAUAUUAACCUUUGUUGUAGGUCAUGUGUCAAAAACAGAUCGCAAGUAUUUAACUAAAGGUAUGUACAGACUACUGUGCAGUUUGUUUCGUUUCAGUAUCGUGUCGAUGUAGUUAUGUUCCUAUAUAUAUAUAUAUUAUAUAAUAUACUGUACAUUUUGUACAAUAAACUCAUUUUGUUCCUAGCAAUAGCACAUAAAUUGAUAGGUUGUCCAUUGUUCAUUCAUUCUUCAUUCAGUAUAUACAAUAUAUGUAUUCAUGGUAUUACGUCGUCUAGACUAGUCGCGCAACUAUCAUCACUUUGCUUAACGCGCAACGAGCUGUAUUGUCCGUUCAUCAGGUACAUGAAAACGCUGAACGCCUGUUUAUUAUCUAGUACAUUCAUCACGGGACAAAUUUUGUAGAAAAUAUUAGCAAUAUAGAGGACGUAAUAGAAAUACUAUUUUUCUAUAUUUGCCCAGGAGGUUUAAUUUAAGCUGAUUCAAAAUAGAAAUAUUAUGCUUCUUUAAUAUGCCCAAGACUCAAUAGCCUGCGCGCAGACUAUAUCUGCGCGCAGGCUAAAGACUCAAUUACAGUUUGAAGCUGAUUCAAAAUAGAACUCUCGUCAUCUUUUCAUGUAUGCGAGCUAACUGCAACUUUCCAUUAACGAUUUAACGUUUCCUAAGUUUUGGUUCAAGUUAAAUGUAGCUAUGCGGGAAAUAUAGAAAGAAACGUUUUUCUAUAUUUUGAGGUAGUUAGUUAGUUCCUUUAGCCUUGAAUAUUGCAUGUUCAACGCGACCUAUACACUGGAGCAUUUGAGAUAUUGAACUCUUUCCCACGGCGCCAGAGCCCACAACCAAAUAAUAAAUAUAACAUUUUAUUUCAAAAAUCUAGUAAAAUGGUUUUGGUGAAGAUUUGGAUUGAUGUUGGACACAUACAUGUAGAUGUAGCCAUUAUAAUAACAGAGAAAGUAUUUUAAUUUGUUCAGCUAGAAAGGCUUCGUUUAUUAAAUUGGGAUAUGUAAACAUGCAUGCACACAACUUCACAAGAAUAUUUUGUUUAUUUUUAAAACGCCUCAUUAUCGUCAAAUAAAGCAAAAUCAUGAAUUGCAAACGCACAACAAUCAUCGGAUUAAAUGGAUUCGGAUCAAACUGAGAAUUUUAUUGGUCAGUUAAAAUAUAUACAAAACAAUUAUAUCAAUAGUUUUCUUGGCUUCAAUUUCCAAUUGACCGUCAUUGACAAUUACAUUGACCAUUGAGAAUUGUAGCUAUAACAAUGACAUUUUCCAAAGUUGAACUAAAUAACUUGUUUUAAUUAAUCUAGAUCGAAUAACAUUAGUUUCAUAUGAUAUGAGGUAUAUCAUUAUCAGUUGAGUUAAGAAAAUUUCGCUUUUCUGAACAAUGUUGAUAGCAACUUUGAGAAAAACAAGUGCAUGUUUUAUCAGUCUUCUAGCUGAAGUAUUUGCCAAAAAUAUGGCGGUUUAUCUGUAUGUUGCCUUGCACAAUUUUGAGAUAUAUCUCGAUAACGCUAGCAAACACACAAUUACUGCAAUUUAUCACUAUUAUCAGUGACAGUGUUCUUUGAGUGAGAAAUUACUAAAUGAAUCUAAAGAAAAUAAAACUGAACUGCACUUCAUCAAGACACUACGAUGAAGCCGGAAGCCAAAAUACACUUAAUAUUAUUAAUACUUUAAGUCUUUAUAUUAUUUAAUUUGCUGUAGACUAGUGUAUAGCCUGUAGGAGUUUGGGUUUUUCCUUUAGGCCUAUAUUGACUAUUGUGACUAUAACUACAAACCGCCCGUUUUCCUCAAUUUAAUUUUGGCGGCGUUAUAAUAUUAGGCCAUGUUUUGGCAUGUUAAUAAUAUAAAGUUGAUAUUGAUAUACAGUGGGCUUUAGAUAAAUCAAUAAAAAUCAUAGCAUGAGCCAAGAUUUGGCUUAGUAUUACUUUAUAACAAGAUUAUGCAUGACGUGCAUAUGAAUUCAAGACGAACACGCCUUGAAAAAGUUCCGUUGAAGCCAUCACGCACAUCGGAAAAACAUCCUAGAUGAAAUUGUUUUUUCCUGUUCGUAAUUACUGUCUAUACCCAAUCUAAGACUACGCAAUUAUAUUUGUUGUUGGUAUAUGUGGAAUAAUAAGAUAUUACAGACCAAUUACACCACUGACGAAUCGAAAACUAAUCCGAGUUAUGUACGUUUAAUUUUCGCAGUAAAAAAGGGGUUAAAUUCAUUUUAUUGUUAAGAAGAGUAAGGACAUGGAGUAUUAAAUAAUUCUAGAAACGGACCAUUGAUUGGAACGGAAGAGUGAGUGAAUGGCCUGUUUGAAUAACACCCGUAAAUAGAUGAGUUUAUGCCAAUGUUGUUGAAAUAACAUUCUUUACUGCUCUUUUUGCAAAUAUUUUAAAGUCUUUAUUUUUUAAAGAACAUGCAGAUUUUAAAUCUAGAUCAUAUUUCCAAAGAGAUUUGAAAAUUAAGCAGUUUAUAAACCAAAUAGUUCAAGGUUGUUUCAUGAUAUUUGGCCAACUUUGUGGCUUGUUUAACCGAUCCUAUAGAUUAUAAAAGUUGUUAUAUAGUUGAGUUCCUUGUGAGAACACUGAAAUACUGUCAAUGAGAUGGUCAUGAUAUUGAUAGCAUGCAUGCAGUCACUGCGUAGCAUGGAUGAAGGAAUACGAAGAAACAUCUUUCGGAAAUUCGGACUCUAUCAAGGAAUUUGUUUUCAAGUAAUUUUGAACCAACGGCAACGGCAUUUUAUGUUACAUUAAUCAUUAUGCGGUAUUGUUGUUUACUUGUUUUUGAUUACCGCGAGAUCAAAUCGCUUGCCGUGUUCUGUUCUGCUUGUAUAUAAAACUGAUAUAGAACUUCGUUUAUACACACUGUCACUGCGAAUUGCGUUUCAGUUAGAGUUUAGAACUUUUUUAUGAUAUGAAAGAUGAAAACAGAACUUUUUUUAGGAAAGAUAGAAGUAAUUUGACAAGAAGAUAAUUUCAACAUAGUUGUCAUUAUCACUUUUGCAAAACUUGGAUUUGGCCCGACAAAUGCUAGGAGUAAUCAUACCUUAUUAGUUUUUGGAAGAUAUUUUCGUGACUGAUGUCUAGUUUGUUGACAUUAUUGAAGCGUCAUAUUUGUUUUGGCCGGUUUUUUGACCAACAAAAAUGUUGGAUUGUUUGCACAUAGAUAACUCAUAAUCAUAAUAUUAUUUUCUGACAAUAAAAUGUAAAGCAUGCUAAAAUUAGUGUGCGACCCAAAUUGUUUUUAUCGGCAUCAAGAAAUGCAAACUAGCCUAUGGCGUCUGACUAAAACUGUUUGAUAAGUAAUGACGGAUGUUCUUUACAGAAUAGAGAGAUGCCGUUAAUUGUUCAGUUCGUUUACUCAUAGUUUACUCAAGUGGCGUUCUAGCGUUCCUAGCUGGGUUAAUAAAACGCGGAUACGGACGGACGGACAAAUUACUGGAUAAAUUAAAUAUGGAUAAAUUACUUACAAUUAAAAUUGGAUACAUUCACUUUCAAAACGCCAAUAAGUUCACUUGUUUCAAACGUAUGAUGUAAAAUUAUUUGACCUGCGUGGAUAUAGCUUAUAAAGGGCAGAAAAACGUUUUUGGACCAUCACUGUUAAAUGACAUUUAGCGAGAAUAUAAAUAAUUCGUCCGUCCGUCCGUAUACGCGUUUUAUCCUAACCCGUUGCUAGCUAGGAUCUCUGGAUGAAAGACAUGUGAUUAUGCGUUGCAUGUGAAUUUAGUAAAAGAAUUUCCGCUUUAAAUGCUAAGUUUUGGUAAUAAUAAUAUUUAUAUACAGGAUGAACACUAAAAACUGAAUACAUCGGGUACUCGACAUAUAUAUUUGCUGCAUGGCUACAGCCAAACGUCAUGAAAAAAACUUGCACGGUACUCGAUAGCCAGAUUCCCCACGCAUUUUACAAACAACGUACAAAGAAUUAUACCUCAAACUCUAUUCGAUUGCCAAAAAUCAUCACCUUCAUGAUUACGCGUGCCUUUCACUGAACCAGAUAGUAUUUUAGGUUCGUGGAGUUUUUCGCAAAAUUGAAAAAUAAUAAACAUACAACAAAUUGGCUUCAGAGAUAAGCUGCACGAGUUUGCAAUGCCUUUGGCAAUGGAAUCUUAUCUACACGAGCCAGAUAAUUUUGAAAAUACAUAGAUUCCCGUUAAGUUCCAUUCAUGAUUGACAUUCAUAAAGUAGUACAAAGUGCUGAUCAUCAGAUUUUAACUUGACUAAAAAUGUUAAAUGUAUGCUUUAUGCGUAUGUGAACUUUAGACAUGUUGCUUUCCUUCAUUAAAUUAGAGGCUUUUCACACAUGCAGUCAUUCACACAUGCGCAUGUGUAUAACGUUUGUAUUGGUGUUAUUACUUGAAGCAAAUUGUCUUAUGCAUCGUGUCUGGUAUGUGUUUCAUUUCCGGUAUCUCGUUUUCAGGAUUAACUCCUGAGGAGACAAUGUUAUCAACAUAGUUCAUCUGUUUUAGACGGCAAGGUCAUCUUUGUAUAGUAUAAUACUUUCCAAUAUAUAAUUCUACAUCAUAUCAAUUAAAAUUGUUAGUAAUGUCGAUCACUAACAGAUGAUCCUGCUAUAUGAGUGUCUGGGCACAUCCUGAAAAUAUAAUAGGUUCCGUAAACAAUACUGAACAUAUUAUACAAACACAGCCGGUCAUGAAGCAGAGAGAUCAGCGGGAAAAUAUCAUAUAACAUGCCAAACCCAUCAGGGUAUAAAUCCUGCAUGAACAAACUGCCAGGAUAUAUUUGAAUAUAAGCCCAGCAAAUGACUUUCAAAUAAGGGAUAACCGAAAAAAUACAUUUGCCUACAUAUAGGAAAUAAGUUAUAUUAUUUUAAUUUUGUUCUGUAUAAUUUGAAAGUCAUUUGUUGGGCUUGUAUAUAUUUAUCUUGAAAUUGCUUUUUCCCGGCUGGCAUGUCAAUCGGUACUAUUCGUAAAUUAGAAACGUACUCUUGGCUAGACCUUAGUUAUAAGGUGCACAAUACGUCAUAGCUGAUUAGCGCACUAUACAGUGUGUUGUGAUAUGUUGGAUCUGGAAAAAAUGAGUCAAUCUUCUUGCUCUUGGGUUAAGAUAUCUUCUUUUUCAUAUCAUUCUAUUUUAUAUUUGUAGAGUAGAUAAAAAAGAUCCUUAGAGUGUCCUCCAGAUGCUCCCAAACAAUAUCUGUUCGGGUACAACAACCACAUACAGCGCAAAAAUUAACCAUUUUAAUACAAAAUUAUCAUAAAGUUUUACAAAAUUUGCUUUGUUUAUAAAAGUUAUAUUAUGUAUAGAUUGCUAAUUUGUCCUCCAGAUGCAUUUGAGUCCCAGGUUCCUAUGCACAAUGGACCGUUUGGAAAAAGGCCAAGUUCAAUAGCCGUGUUUAGAGCCCAGGAAACUGGGACUCAGGAACAGUCCGUUGUUUAAAGGCCUAUAUCCUCAAAACUAUUGCACUUAUUAACUAACUUUUUACGCUCUUUUCAAAUCCAUAAAGAUCCCACAAGUGAUAUAGGCACUUUAAUAAUGUACAUAAUUAUUAAUAUUAAUUUUGAACCAACAUGCAUGUAUAUCUAUUUCUCAGUUCAAAUCUAAAGUGCUAGAAUAUUGUCAUUAUGCAACAUAACAUGUAUAUGAUGUGGAUAUUCCUGAGACUUUUAAAAGUGUAUGUAUAAAAUGUCAUUCUCUAGUCUUUUUAACAAAAUGAGUUGUUAAAUUUUUAUACCAAUUAUUCAUGCACCCUGCAUUGGAGAUAUAAACUCUGUGGGGAUUUACCUGUCCCUUAUAUCAAAGUUCGUAAAUAAAUAAAUCAUAAAAUAAAUUAUUUUAUCCAGGUGGGUUUUACCGUGGUUCCCGUCAUUACUGGCCACUUGACUACGAAACUCAGGUGCGAGAUGUAAGAUAUUCACGUGAUGGACGACAAAGAGGAACUGGUGUGUCUAUUACUGGCGAGGGGCGAGGAUAUUUAUCUAUUUCUGGCAAUGUUAGUUGGGUUAGGUUGGGAAAAUUCUUGCAAGAAUGUGUAUGCGAUGCACGUUACUGUAAGAAAAAUGGUAUCAGUGUUGGACUUUGGGUAAAAUUAUCGAAUGAUGAUAACGAGACAAAGAUAUUGCUUGGUAGUGACACUAGUGUAAUAUCAAACACCUCGGGGUUAGUGAUAUUUCAAACCACACGGGCUAUAAAUGGAACUCAAGAACGCUAUAUUUCUGCACUUGUAUUUAUGAAAAAUCGCAAAUGGAAGUGUAAUUUCCCGGUGCAACCUGGGUCAUGGUUUUAUUUGACAGUCACGUGGUCAAAUCGCUCUGGGCUGCGCAUGUUCAAGAAUGGUGUGUUAAUGAGUGAACAAAGUAAAUUCAAAAGAAAAGCUCGUGUAUUUCGAUAUGGUGACGAAAAAUGUGCAGUGACAUUAUCCCCGCCUACAGCUCAAGGAACUACACUGAAUGCUGAUUAUGAUGACUUGGUUAUAUGGUAUUAUGAGCUCAAUAAAACUUUCAUGUAUCAAGUGUACAGAAACUCAAUCGGUAAGAAUUUUUUAAACACUGCAGAAAGAAAUGAGAAAGGUCAAUGCUAGUAAAGAGCAUAUUUCAUACAGCUCAGCCAAUCAAUUGUGAUUGGCUUCCAAAUUAACACCUGUCAAAUAUUUUUUGACAAAUCGUUUGAUGUUUCACGUUAAUAGCUUGUUAUCUGUUAUCUGUUAUAUGUAAACGUGAAUAUUGUGAAAGGCUUGCUAGUUUGUUAGUAAGUUGUUGCUCACUGAAAAAAGUGAGCUGAUUUUAGUAAAAUUAUGCUCAUGCCUUCGUAUAUCAAUUAUCCAGACUUCCUACAUGCAGGCAGAUAUACUUUUCUAAGAUCUAAAACUCUUUGUUUGGUUGUUUUGUUCAAUUUGCUGCUUAUUGAUAUAUCUUUGUCCAAUACCAAGACGAUUUAACUCUUCUUUCAAUAUUAGUGAGCUUAAGCAAGCGACGUUUUUGUCAACACGGACGUCACCCGCAAAUUGGUACAACUCAUUUUGGCGCCAUUUUGCAUCAUCGCGCUCGUGUAAGGAAGCAAAAAACUUUGAAAAUCUUUUGUUUUGUCAUAUGUGUUGAAGAUUACCACAAACUAAUACAAACAUAGUUUUUAAUCCAGUCUCCCUUCGGCAAUUUGAUGUCCGUGUUGGCAAGCUUGCUAUCAUUAAAUGCAUGAGAGAUACGUCGACACAAGUACAUCGGACAACUUCACACGAUUCCGACCGACACGAUCAACUGGAAUUGAUACAUGUCUUCUAACCACGAUUUUUUUAACAGAUCUUCCCAAGAUUGUAGAUUGUAAAACAAACGGAACAUCUUUAGAUAUUGUUAUCGAAGAUAAAUAUCAAAUUUAUGAUGUGAAAAGAGAUUUCAAAAUAACUUGGUGGAGGAGCGGGGGAGAUCAAAGAGAGACACGUUUCGCAAAAGGUCUCAGUUUUAGUAUUCCUGGACUAGGUGAGUAAAAGGAAGAAAUACUUAUAACUAUUGCCUAUUUAAGAUAUAGAAAACAUUCCAUAGAGUUAAAUGCCCAUAGGAGUUGGUAUGGAGGGAACGAGAAAUAUUCAGUGGAAAACGACCCCGAAGGCCAGUUUUCCACAUUAUUUUGGAGCUUCUCCAUUUAAGCUAAGAAUUCCCUUUUUGUCUUGUGGUUUCUUAAUUUGGUUGUCAAAACUAAUAUUAUCAUACAUGUGAUGCUUGUGAUGUUACUCUGAGUGUAUAUCCACACCGGGCAAGCUGGCCACGGUGGGAAUCGAACCUACGACCUUUGGAAUAACAUCACAAGCAUCAUAUUCACCUGAGUGUAUUAUACCAACACAGAAAAAAUAUAUCAUUUCAACUACCGCGCGUGUUAAGGUUACUUCACAUGAUGAACAUGCGUUGUAGUCUAUUGAAAAUGGCGCAACGAAUUUUAGAUGUAUCUUUACCAAAUUUUUAGUGAAGAAAGCCAAUAAAAUGCUGAUUUCGAAAAUCUUCAUUUGAUGGGUGUUCUGUUUAAACAUGUCCAGUAUUGGCUGACUAAAGAGAUACAUAAGUAUCCCAUAAAAAAAAUCAAAAUAUAUUUAUAGUUUACCUCAACGUUUGUCUACAUAUAUCGAUUUGAAUCUUCAUAGGUACGGUAAAAAAAAAACGUGUGCGGAAAAUUUCUCUUCUUCAAUGGUUUUUCUGACAUGACGUUUUCUUUGAUAACUUCGUGAAUUAUCACGUGACAAAUCCAAGAAUCAGGGCAUAUCAGAAAAACCACUAAAGAAGAGAAAUUUUCCGCAUACGUUUUUUUUACCAUGCCUAUGAAGAUUUGAAUUGCGAUAUCUAGACAACCGUUGAGGUAAACUAUAAACAUAUUUUGAUUUUUUUAUGAAGGUACCUACAUAUUUACUCAGUCAGCCAAUACUGAAAAUGUUUAAACAGAACACCAAUCAAAUGAAAAUUUUCGAAAUUAGCAUUUUCCUGGCUUUCUUCACUGAAAAUUUGGUAAAGUUACACCUAAAAUUCGUUGAGCAAUGUCCAAUAGACUAAAAUGCACGUUCAUCGUGUGAAGUAACCUUAAAAUUGUUUUGUUUACGUUUCGAAAAUCACAAUCAAAAUCUGCGAGACUAGAGGAAAUUGUUGAAGAAUUUUAUUGAUGGAAAUUUUGAGUGUAUAUGUUAUGCAUUGAUUAGACCAGAUUCCGGUCCAGCGCUCUAACCAGCUGAGCUACAGAGGCCAGUUGUCGAGCUCUAUAAACCGCAAGUUCAUGUAUUAUUACUAAAGUGAUGCCAAUGCGAGGUAUAUUGAUAAAUAUCUGUUAUAGAAACACGUUUCUCGACCAAUAAACGCUUGCGUUACCAUGAAUGUUAUAUUAUAAAUAGUUGCAGAUACAUUUUGGAACUCAGGUAAUAUGUGUCCUGCCAUACAUGCACUAGAAAAUAAAAUACAUAUGUUUCCACCAUCACGUACAUUCACCAUAUGUACACAUGUACUAUCACGUACAUUACCAGCUUAGAGUAAUUAGAAGCAGGUGUUGGUCAAUCAGCAGUUAUAAAGAAAUUUAGUUCUAUAAUUAUAUGCUUCAACCAUAAUAUGUCGCGUGAAGAGGCUUUACACCUGAUAAAACUCAUCUUACAAAGAAUAAUAAUGAGACUAUUGUAGUCGUAAGCUUUUUAAAACACUUGUAGUCGUGUUUUAUCAAGUGUGUUAAAUAGUACUUAUUCCUAUAAAUGUCAACAUUCGUAAAGUUGAGCUCCAUCUCUUGCCUGGCUAGAAUUUUUUUUUUAAAACAGACCAAAAAAUACAAGUAGUAAUGCGUGAAAUACUGCUAACGCAAUCACUUUCUCUCUUCUACUGUUCUAGUUCAAGAUUCAGAAUACAUCGUAGAAAUCCAACGUAGAAUGUUUGUAUCUGCAUCGUCAAAGCAGACACUUGUGGCUGUGCUCUCGAAACCAUCAAAAUCUACAUGCAGUACUAAACCUUAUGGUAUGGUAUGGGUCAAGUCUUUGUUUUAAUGAUAUAUAUGUAUUAUUGAUUUAUGAUUAGCAAUAAUGUCAUUUAUUAUGAAUUUGCAGCACUAGACACGUGCUUGUGGUAGCAUAGUCAAAGGAGAUAGCUACAUGAUGCAACUAAUUAUCUCCUUUGCUGAACAUUGUACAAAGAUUCCUACACUGUAAUCCCACGUUUCUGAUACCAUCCAUGUUUAUCGUCAAGGUGAAUGAGAAGAGAAACAAAGCUAUUUUCUUAUUAAUAAGGGCCUUCGCUUCAGGUAGUUGAAUCCCUAUAUCCAUCUACAGUUCUCUGAGAAAGAAAGGAAGUAUCUCAUCGAAAGGGUUGGGUGCUAAUUUUUUUCACCCUCAGAUUGGUUUUUCUUUUGUAUUAACCCCAGGUAUAAAUGCAGUCAAGUACCCCAACCCACUGUAAUACAUCUUUCAAAACAUAACGGUAAACUGAAAAGGGUGUUAUCGCUUUCUUAAUCCUAGUUAACUGGUGAGAAGUUGAUAACUUUUUUUCAAGAUUUACAAUAGAGACCAAAUGAAUAAGGUUGUUAUACGUACGUGUUCUUUACUUAGCGGCAACCAGAGGUAACGAGAGUGCAUAUGCCAGUCCAGGACUGAUGCUUUCGCGGGGAGGGUGGGGGGGGGGGUAGUUGAAAGUUCGCUCGAACUUUUAUGGAUGGUUGUAAUGAAAUAACCUGAAUUUAACAUUGAUACAGUAUAUUCUAAUAAAUCUGUCCAAAUUUUCUUGUUUUUUCCUAGCAUUUGCCCGAAUUUCCAUAUUUUUUAUGUGGUUUAUGCGCCUAUGCCAGAGCGCACAAACUACACGUCCACUUAUAUUUCCAAUUUAGUACCAACCAGACCAAAGAAGUUCAAAGUACGAGAAAAAGCUGGGGAAUAUUUGAUGCUACAAUGGCAAUCUCCAGAUAUUAUAUAUGGUUCAAUACUAGGUUAUAAGGUGAGCGAAGCGCCAAAGCAUGCAUAAUCAAGCAAGACAGUAUCCCGGUCAAACGAGGAUGAGAGUUGAUGAGGUUUGGCAAUUGCGCAUUGUUAUGGGGACAUUUUAAGCUGAGAGUAGGAUGUUCGUCAUGUUCCAACUAUGUUUUAACUUCAAUAGAAUACAAUGAUAUUAAGAACAGGGCGCCCAAGGGCUGCGGAGCCGGUGGCAAUGGGGGCAUGUGGCCCACACUUUUUCAAAAGUGAAAAAAAGUCCUCUUUUCACGCCCUCUUUUGCUGAGAAGAAAGUGCCCUUUUUGCAGUAUUAAAGACUCUGUAACGGCCAUUUCCGACGUUAUAUUGACUCCAUAUUUUCAAAACUUUUCGUUCGGCUCGUGAACGACAUAAAAUCGUUUGAUUUUGGUCAUAUACAAAAGUGCCCAUUUUGGCCAAUGCCCCUUCACUUUCGAAAUGUCACGUGACUGCCAACUUUCAUUAUCUCUCAUCCUCGUUUGGUCUGGGCUAAAGUAAUGCAUGUAUUUGAAAACAACGUCCCAUUUUCUACAUGGUGUACUGAAGAAGACAACAAAAGAAGAAAAUAUUUACAACAAUACACCGAUCUACCUUUUGCUUACUUUGAAUUUCUACGAAAAUGAUGUGGUUAAAUUGCAGAAAUGUAUCCAUCUGCAAAAUGGAGGUCUAGCUAUGUUUAAGCAAAGUGUAAAUGUUAAAUACUGAACUCAGCAUUUGAAAAUAACAUUUCGUAUGAAAAAGUAAAUCCUUAAAGAGCCUUUUUCGUGAUAUUCACUAUUAUUUGCGGAGCAGUAGGGUCUACUGGCAGCGGAAAUAUUUUUGUCCUUGGUCAACCUCUUAUGAAAAACUAGUUUCAUAUUAAUUUUGACACUGCAGAGCAUAACGAAGAAUUCAUUGUCUCGAGCGGCAUUCGAAAUCGAGCGGGAUCAGAAUUUAAAGCGUUAGGUCGUUGCAAAAAUAUUUUGUGCACUUAAAUUGGGUAAGACGCCCAAUCCCCGUUGACUCGAUAGCUGAAUGGGUAGAACGGCGGUCUAGAAACCCGAAGAUGCGACUUCGAAUCUCGCUCGAGACGACGAAUUUUUCGUUGAACGCCGCAGUGUUAGAACAAUAUUCAUAUCUCUACCAAAUUAUUAUUAUUUCUAUAAUCUUUUAUUGUUUAGAUUUCCUACCGCGUUGAUGACUUCAAAACCCCCGUGGAAUGGAAAGACACAUUCAGAACAAAUGUAAAAACAGCGCAUUUGAACAAUCUUAAACCUUUUACGGAUUAUAUUAUAAAACUUUCAUGCCGGAAUGAAAAUGGGAGCAGCAAGGCAAUUACACUUCGAGCCACUACUGCAGAAGGAGGUAUGACCAUUAAGUAUAAGUUGUUAGAAGAAUAGAUUUUGUUGUUCUCACGCUUUUCGCCUCAAAAAGAGCUACCUUUGAUUUGCCCAACGAUUUGUUGAAACUAUAUUCAUUGCUGGCAGCAGGGUCAUGUAGCUAGGAUUUCAAAUUUUAGGUGUGUUUCUAAAUUUUUAGAGUGUGUUUCUUCAAUUACUCAGAAUAGUCUUUAAUGCCGCCGACAUGUGCUCAUACAUUUAACAACGCCGACAUACGCUCAUACUUGGCAUGUUUAUAAAGACAGCGUUUGGGUAAUUUAAAGUCUAUACUUCUACACACAUACGGUUGGGAUCACGUGUACAUCGAUUAGUUUAGCAAUUUCCACAUAUUAGAUUUUACAAACUUUCUUAACGACAUAAAUAGCAGCAAAUUCCAUCUGUUCUAAAUAGCAAUCCACACGGCUUUAUAUAGAUAAUCAAACCGUAUUCGCCGUAUUUUUUCAGUUUUAGCCGCAGUAAUACGACCAACACGGCUUUCUAUAGCUAAUUAAGACCCUGCCUGGCAGCAUUCAUGCAGUAUAUAUCUCUGACUUCUCCUAAUGUUCAUUUUUCCUUUCCCUUUUUUCUAGUUCCCACUCGCCCACGAAGAUUUAAAGUGAAAUUGAAGGGAGAGGCGGUUGUGAUAAAAUGGCGGGAACCAGAAAAAUUGAAUGGACUGGUACAUUAUAGGUUGUUUGCCCUGGUUAAUGGUACUAAGAGAACAAUAUGUAGUGCUUGUGGUGAAUGGUAUAAAUUGGAGGACGUUGAACAAUACACAAACUAUACGUUCUGGGUGAUUGCGUAUAAUACCAAUAAUGAUCCUCGUUAUGAAAGUGGACCAUCGGAAAAUGCCACGAUCAUUACGCCUUCAUAUAGUAAGUAUUAGAUCGCUUUAUUCUCGAUAACAACUACAUUGUACUGCUGUGGGAAUACACGAUGCAUUAUGUGUGCAUCAAUCGGGUUAUCUUUUCGUGUCAACAUCGCCAGGUUAUUGGUAGUGACAAUAACAAAGUGAAAAAUCUUGCUCUUGUGAGAAAUGAAUUCGACGUAAACACGUGAGUGGCGUGAAUACUAAUUCGGCUUUGCUAUUUACAUCCGGGCAUACAAUUAAAAAUGCGAAGUUAUAUUAAGUUGUUGUUAUGCAGCUAUAGCCUAGAGCACCACUGAUCGUAAAAAUCUUGUACACCAACAAGAAUGGAAGAUAAUAAUAUAACGUAUUUUCUUUCUAUAAUUUAUUUGGAAGUUUUGAUUUGGUCUAGGAACACUUUCGCGGGUUCUGAGUCUCUAUCCGGCUUGCAGUGAUGAGGGAAUGGAGGUGUGUCGCUCUCAACCUUCCACUUCAAGACCAAUUUUACGGUGAUUCCCAAUCUUCUGAAAAGAAACUAUUGCAAAAGUGCAAAGCAAAUUAAAUAUUCGUGGAACCCCACCCCGUUUCCUUCCCACCCCACUCAGUUGAUACUGGACUGGCCACUACUUGUGAACUUUAAGUUUUUCUUGGCAGAUAUAUAUUUUCGCUUUAUUUCUCAUACAAAAUUAGCAGUACAAGUUGUCCAAUGUUUGGUGCAUUGUAUCAUUAAAGGUAGUUAAGUAACAAAAAUAAGGAGUUUAACUUUAACAUUCGCAUAUUAGGAUAGAUUCUCAAGCCGAUUUAUUUCUUCUCAAUUAGCUCCCACUUCUCCCAGAAAUCUCACUGUCAGUUUUACACAAAGUGGUAUCAAUGUUCUAUGGGAAAGGUCGAGUGAUCCGAGAGGAAGAAUAGAGUACAAGUUACUUGGUUUUGUCAAUGCCAGUAAACGAAUAUUUUGUGAUGAAUGUGGUCUACAUUAUUUGAUGGAAGAUGUUGGAAGAUAUACUGUAUAUACAUUCUGGGUUGUGGCAUAUAACGUUCAUAAAGGUUAUGAAAGUCAAUCGACUGACAAAGUUACGAUUGAUACUGCAUCUUAUGGUAAGUGUGAUUUUAUAACGUCUCUUAUAAAAUAGUAAAAUACCGUCCAUUUCCAACGAUUGUUAUAAACAUGACAUAGUGUAUGCUCUUGUUUAACCUUCAUGUUUGCCUAAAUUACCGCAAAUUCUCUACUAAGCCGCUCCCUUAAGUAAUACGCCCUCGCUUUUAUAAUUAGCGAACCAAGUCCCUUUCUCCCAGCGAGGAUAUAUCUAUUGUAUAUACUGAUUUUAUUAGCACGUAUGCCACGGAAGCCGUAAUCCCGUAAUCUAUUACGAUUUUUUCUUUUGAACGUUUCGGCUAACUAAUACAGUGACUGCAUGUAAGUUCAAACCCCUCUGCAAUAAGUCAUCUCGUAGUAAAGAUGUAAAUAGUAAAGCUCUGUGUUUGUUUUUACUGAGUAAGUUAUUAUUUGAUUGGAUGGUUAUGACAGCAGUGUGCACAGAAAUGAUUUCGCAUGUGAGAAUUUUUCACAAUCGCUGUUACGGGAAUAUCAAUAACUAUCAUUCUGUUCCUACUUUUAGUACCCACAAUCCCCGGCGAAUUAAGAGUCAACGUAAUAUUAGAAGGUAUUUUGAUAUCGUGGAAUAAGUCACAUGUACCACAUGGCAGUAUACGCUAUCAACUCAUGGGGCUGGAAAAUGGCUUGAAGAGAGAGUUUUGUUCCGAUUGUGGAUUGAGAUACUUGAUAAAUAAAACUAAACCAAACAUGAAUUAUUCUUUUUGGGUUGUUGCCCACAAUAUUCAAAAUGGUUAUGAAAGUCUACCAAGUUCUGUUGUUCGUUUCUACACCGUUCGUAUUAGUAAGUACUUCAUUCAUUGCUCAGAAAGAAGAAUCUAUGGGUGGCACAGUAGUUAAUGCUCUACACCUCUGGGGUUUGAAUUAUUGCUCCAUUUAACAAUUGCCUUUUUGCCCAAAACAAUGAUGUUGCUUCGCUCUUCAAGGACCACGAUGUUCUUCAGUGACUCUGACUCUAUUAUAAGGACAGCCAACAACUGAAAUUCUAAGAAGAAUAGUACAGAACUGACAGAGUCGAGAAAGGUUAAUUUAGUUUAACUUAACACAAACUAAAGGUUAAUUUAGUCUGUAUUAAGUUGUAAUGAGAUAGUACUAUGCAAUUUUGACGAAGGGCCUUCGCUCGAAACGUCGAGUUUCUGCUUGAGGUAGUAAUAUAACUACUCAGCACAGCAAUUUUAGUCAAUGCCCUACUGUCUGUACUGUUGUUCCGAAUGUAUAUCAGUGUUAUAUACAGUAACUUGUUCUGACAAGUCUUUUGUUGUGUGUAUCACAUCAUUACUAAGUUGAGUCCAUAACCUGAUAAAUUGCGAGAUAUAUCACAUGUCUUCAUAGAAAGUCUUACAAAUUUGAUAUUGCAUGUUAUAAGGUUUAUAAACCAAGUAAAUUGUUCUCUACUCAUUUGCAGAACCGUCACCCCCUGAACAUAUCCUGGCGCCAGAUGUUAGUGACUCAAGUGCUAAAAUAGCGUGGACUCCUCCUGGAAAGUUGAGCGAAAAAGAAGAGAUCAUUGGUUAUAAAGUUACGCUAUAUGAUGCUUUCAGUGUACUUCAAAUCAAGAAAACGCGAAGUCUUCAACUUAAAUUUACUAAUUUGACUCAAUUCUCCAAGUAUUACGUGACAGUAGAAGUGUUAUCUAGGGUUGGAUAUGGGCCACCUUCUCAACAGCUCAUCAUACACACUAAAGGUUUGUUUAAACAACAUUUCAACUUACAUACAUUGAUUGGUUUACAAAUAAAAUAACUAUUCUGUGACGUAUUCAAUUGAUCGAUCAACUAAUAUGACAACCCUCCAAUUAUCCCAUUAAGUCAAUCAAGUACUCAAUCAAUAUAUACAGUCAUUCAAAAGAUAUUUAACGACCAGCAGUUCUACAAAGGCGUGCAGUUAAAUCGCAUACAUGUCUCACUGAGUAGAUACAUUGAGAUUCUUUUAGAAGGCAGUUAUUGAUACAAAACCUGGUUUCUAUUCGAUCGUAGCUAUCGUGGCCAAAUGUGUGAAAUAAUCUUGAUCUUUCUUGAAUUUGGUUGCUGUAUGCGAAUAAGUCUUAUUGACAUCGUGACUAUUCUCCCUCCUCCGCAGAGGCUACGCUCCUUUGCCCAGCGGCUCCGAUCGUGUUCCAAGAUCCGCCAUGUAAAGUGUAGUGAAAUGUAUCUCAAUACUAAUUGUAAUCAUAGCCAACAGAAGCUUCUGCGGAGAAGAGUGGUGACUGUUGGUAUAGUAGAAGCCAAGCUGUUUGAGCACCUUUCUUGAACUUUAGCAAGCCAUAUAAAUCUGAACGCGUAAUAAAAUCAAUAUGUUUUCAAUACCCUAAAGUGACUUGUUUUAUGUCCAUCUACAGACGCAAAUGAGUGUGCUAUGAAUGACGUACCAUGCGGCGAACAUGCGCAAUGCAUCAACUCCGCUGGCUCGUAUUUUUGUUCCUGUGCAUCUGGGUAUGUUGGAGAUGGAAUCUUUUGUCAAGGUAAGGAUAUUUUUAUUCGAGUUCUGUUCACAUGGAAGCGGGUGAAUUUGCAACCGCACACAAAUUUGAACUAUUUCACCUCCGCACGAAUUCGCCUGCGCACGAAAUCACUAAUUCCAAAUUCGUUCGUUCUCGUGUGUGUUGAUGUAAUGGGACAUGCUUAUAACGUCAUCUUGCUAAAACAUCAACAAACGAGUUAUUCGUGAAAAGGAAACAUAAAAUUAUGAAAAAUUAAUUCACGUAUUAGUUUUCAGAUAAAUAUUUGAAUCAGGGUCGUAACUUGGGUCUAUACAUUAGGAGAAUUAGAAAACGACUUGUAUUGGAUUAGCAAUGGUUAGAACGUAUUUUGCCCGAUGUAAUUUCUUGAAUAUUUGGUAAACUUGGCCAACAAUAUUGCCUUUCUCAAACAUUGAGAGGGGGGGGGGGGGUCACCACCACCCAUGCACCCAUUAUGAAUAAUGAAUAGUUUUCUAAACUUGUGGGUUCACCAUAUAUCGCAGUAUUUAAUGAUCUGAGAUUUAUUGACACUGAUCAUGCUAUCUAAUCUUAAUAGCAAUAAUAUAAUGUUUCAUUACGUAAUGUUUCAUUACAUGUUAUUUUCAAUCUUUGUAUUUUUCAAAACCAGGUUUGCCCUCCGGAGUAAAAGAAGCAGAUUUCUGUCCUGAGGAAUCGGCAAGAAAUACAACUUGGAAGAAAACUUAUCGUGGACAUACAGAUAAAAAACUUUGUCCUAAUGGAACAAUAGGUAAAAUGCUAUUAUAUGUCGCUUCCUGGCAAACAGAAUGCUUCACAUCCAUCAGUAAUCUGGCUUAAGUUAAUUCUCUCAAGAACUGAAGGCCACUCCUUGUCAGUGCAAUACUACUGGGGGAAGGAAAUGAAGUACCUGGAGAAAAGCUACAUUUUUUGGUCAGGUCAAACUAGAAGCACCAUUUCGCUGCAUGUGUCGGAGACACCAGUAUAUUGCAGGAAUUGAGCCAAAUUCCCACUCGAUAAGUGUCAUAUUAUCGGCUAGUUAGUUAUAUGAGUUCAUGAUAACCAGAUUACAGAUACAGUAAAAAACUUGUUGUAAACUAUCUUUUCCAGGCAUUUCAACACGGGAAUGUUUGAAAGGAAAUGGCAGCAGGUCAUACUGGUCAGAUCCUAACUUGAGUAAUUGUGUUUCUGCUUGGAUGUCAGAAGUAGAUGAUAAGGUAUAGUACAGCUUAGCAACGAAAAUUGCGCUUUUGUUCAAGUCCAAGCACAGUGACGUUCUAGUUUUGUAUAUCCAAGCACAGUGACGUUCUAGUUUUGUGCGCAACAUAUGUAGAAUAAUUAUUUUGGACUUUAACAGAGCUGACUUGGAACUUUUGUGCAUAAUAUGCUCGUAGCGUUUCGUGUGAUGUGCGAUUAGAUGAAUGUAUCGUGUUAUCUAUAUCAGACGAUAAAACUUAUAUUCGUGCACAGUGGAAUAUUUCAUUGUGAUGGAUGUCAUUGUAUCUUUCAAUUUUUUUCUAUAGCUUGCAGAUCGAACAUUAAAUUCAACUGCUGUUGGAGAUUUCUUCCUGAAGUUACUCGACAACAAUGACGGUAGAGGUUUAUAUGGAGGAGAUAUUAUAAAGUCGGUGAAUGUGAUUGACCUUUUGUACAACAAAAGUAAAGAUAAUGAACUUGAUAAAGAAAAAUCCAAUCCCAAAGUUGCUGAAACUUUACUUAUGGUAAGUUUAUUAAUGCUAAUCAUUUAAUUAAAUAGCUAAACCACCAUGAAAACUAUACACUCAUUGGUUUUAUACUCCUUAUAUUAUAUUUUUAGAACUUGAUCAAUAUAACGGAAAAGAUUAUUUCACCUGAGAAAUUGAAAGUUUGGACUGACAUACCGAAGGUGGGUUUCAUCAACCAUUUCACUGAACUAAACAUCAUAAUUACUGUGACGUCCCAUGGUGAAUAGUACUGAAUUGUUAUUUCAAGACAUCCAUUUUAGGUAGCUGGUAGCGGAAGAUAAGCGAAAGUAAAAAGUAUUCAUGAAUUUCUUCUCUUCAAAUAUAUUCGUGAAUUGUUUUCAUGAGAUAGAUAUUGGUCCCAGAACCUUUCGAGUUAAAUAGACUGCCAUUUAGCUAUAAAAAUGGAUAUAAUGUAUGUAUAUUUUAUUGUUAGUGUAGAAAACAGUUAAGAGUUUAUUUUUAAUGUUAUUUUAUUCAGGGGCGAAGAACUGAGCACAGUGUUAAAAUAAUGGAUGGUUUAGAUAACGCUGUUUUGAAAUCAGCAAAGAUUGUUAAAUUUUCUUCCAUUCAGAAUGAACACAUCAGUAAGUGUUCAAUUUUAAUCAUUUACAUGGCUUUACGUGAUUUUCUCUCCUUUUGUGAUAUUUUUACUGUUAGACCAAAGAAGAAAAAAUUUGGAGGUUUUGUUCUCAAGCACUGUGUGGUGCUCAGGAAUUUUCUCUGAACUUUGAUUACUAUACUAGCAAAAGAAACAAAGGAUUACUACUAAAUCAAGCUCUUCAAACAAAAUAAUAUAGCAACAAAUAAAAUAGAAGAAUGUACCAAAAAUAUGGGAGAUCUGUAACGUUGCGGCAACAUAACACGAUGCUGCAUUAAAAAUACAUAAAAAACAUUUGUUGUAAUUUGUUGUAACAGACGUUCGAUAUGGAAAAGUAUCAAGCUUUAAACUGAGAAACAACAUGUCGUCUUUGGAAAGAGACCUGGAUGAUAUGGAAAGUAUCAAAUUACCACAGCGAGAGAAAGACAAGGAUAUUGAAGGUCAUUAUUUUAAGGCAUUGUUAACAUGGCUCAGGAUACUAGAUAAUUCUGAUCUUACAUCAUACUCUGCUUAUGGUGUUGCUGGCACAGUGGUUAAUGCUCUUCACCUCGGCGUCUAGGGUUCGACUCCCACAGUAUGCAGUUAUCAAAUUAUAUAAAAUUUUACAUUUUGCCUGAAUCCCAUGUAAAUGACCAGGGAUAUUGCUAUAAAUAGACCUUAUGCAUAAUGACAUCACAAAGCUUGGAAUGUUGGUCUUAGUAGUCAUCGCCUGGGAGAAUUUCUAUAGUGGCCAUUUUGAAGUGUUUAAUUUUCCCUGGCGAGGACUAUUAAGACCAACAUUCCUCGUGGGCAUCAAGCCUUGUGACGUCAUUAUGCAUAAGGUCUAUUGAUACUUCAUUUCGAUCUUGCAUAUCAUGCGAUAUUUAUUCUUGAUUUUCAUUUCACUUUUUAAUUAUUAUUUGCAUUAGAUCGAGUUGUGGCAAUCAUCAAGUACAACACUAUUGCUGAGGUUUUGUCUGCUGGAGGUAAAGAAUCAAAGUGAGUUUUUUAUUUCACUUUAAACUGUCUGUGCCAGUGUAUAGGUAGAGUCAAUAAUAUCGAAAAUUCGGUUAAUAGGGAUGCAACCACCAGAACAAUAGGGAGAACUUCUUGCGAAAGCCCUUCGUUGGAAAGUUAAUUUGUGGUUACUAUAGAAACGUUUUUCAGGUAGUUGCAUCCUUUAAUUUUACUUUCUUGCAAUAGAUGAUAACGAAUGUCUAUUAACAUAUUUUAGUGAUGAAGGUGUUGUCAAUUCCGCUGUUCUCUCUAUCUCGAUGAACCCACCGUUAUCUACACCAUUUCAAAAACCACUGGAAUUUAAAUUAAGUAAUCAGAAGGUUGGUUGACAUACCUAUGCGAAGAUUUAUCGCAACAAUAUUUUUUUAUAAACAUUGCCAUAUUUAAAUUUGAAUUGAUGAAGAUCAAUUAAUAGACUGUUCUGUAGCCUCAAUUAGGUGCAUAUCAGUAUUCAUUAUUAUAAUUGUUUUAAACAGUUUUUUUUCCUCUAGGAUGGAAAAUUUGACGAGCACGAAUGUGUAUUUCUCGACACUUCCAGGUAUUUGUCUAUCUGAAGUAAUUAGCAAUCAUGACAUUUAUCAUUAGUCAAUCUAACAAAAUGUCAAUAUAUCACAGAACCACACGAAAUAUAUUAUUUUGGGUCAGCUAUCACAGCACAUUAACCUGCAUAACUUCCACUGUGCACGUUGCUAAGUAACGUUUUGGCUUCAUACAUGUAAAAUAAUGCUAUCAUUUUGGUUGAAAUUGAAAGGUAUCCUGGAUUCUGGUCAAAAAAUGGCUGUAACGUUUUUAAUGUCACAGAUAACUUUACUGUUUGUCAUUGUAAUCAUAUGACAAGCUUCUCAGUUCUCAUGCAAGUCAAACCAGCGGAAUUAUCGGUAAGUCAGCCUGUGUUAUUUGAGUUUAAAAGAUCCUGAAUAAUUAAUGACCAAUUUAUUAAGGUGGAAAGGAUAAAGAAUAAUAAAUACAAAAGAUAAUUAGAAAAUCAUGAAUUAAAUACAAAAAUAAUAAGAAUAGACGAAAAGUGUUUAACAAUAUAACAUCGAAAGAAAAAUCAACAUUGCACACACAUUGUAUUUCGUGACAAAAACUCUAUAGUGUAAACGAGUUGAAAAUUGAAGGAACCUACUUAAUUAAACGGUUUCCGCAGCAUACCCCGUUGCCUGUUAGUUAUUUUUCUUCCCUUUCACAUUCUUUACUUUAACACAAACGUGGAAAGUAGUUUAUAAACUUGCGAGUUAUGCCGCCAUUAUGCCGGGACGAGCAACAAUUUGUCACUUGUUGCCCGGCGGGAUACAUUUCAUUUAUCUAAAGCCAUGUGACCACAAAUCAGCCAAUCACAUUUGGUGUUCACCCUAGCUAUGUAACAAUGGGAAUUAUUGCUAAAAACCAUCGGGUGCAUGUAAUAAUUAACUAUCGCUCGUAUUGUAAAAGCACACUCAAUGAGUGGAAGUUCAAUCUGUGCUUCUCUCGAGUGUCAAUGCUGUUUUUGAAUAGCCGGAGGGCUAGUGUCAUACUCCUUACUAUGUGACUACUCACUCUCCAGCUGUUCAGAAACAGCAUUGACGCUCAAGGGAAGCUCAGAUUGAACCUCCACUCAUUGAAUGUAAGUGUGAGUGAGCUUUUAGAAUACAGGCAUAUUUGUAAAAACACACAAGUUAACAAACACCUGCAUGAGUUUUAUUAGGUCUUGUUAUGAUUACUUAACAAAUAUAUUUACACUCUUCAGUAUUCAGAUGAGUUGAUUCUUAGCUGGAUUACUCGUGUUGGUUUAUAUAUUUCCUUGAUCUCUCUUGGACUGGCAUUUAUCACCUUCGUGUUCCUACCGUGAGUGAACUACUGUGUAAUUUGUAUUUGCAGUUUUAUACAUAACUUGUAUUUUGAAAUAUUUUAACAAGUUCUGUGUAUUUGUUGUUCCAGGAGGCCAUGUGGUUCUAAAUCUGGUUCGCGAUGUUUCAAGUUGUGCGAGCAAGGCUACCGGCCAACGUAAGUAUUAUAUUCUUGUCUCUUGAACGGACUGUGCCGCCAGUGUCGGUAAUGCCGAUAAUAUUGGUAGGGAUCGAUAUGGAUACAACUACCUGAAAAAAUACAAGGAGAAUGUCGGUGUUUCGAGCCCUUCAGGCUACUAACUUCCCGACAAAGGGUAUUCGUUCGAAACGUCGAAGUUCUCCUCGUAUUUUUCAGGUAGUUGCAUCCCUAUCAAUCCGAAUAUUUCUCAACGCACGUAUUGCAGUAGUCUGAUGAAAUGCAUUAAGUUGUCGGCGUGCAUCUGCUAAUUAGUAUUUGGACUUCUUUACCAAAAACGUCUAACAUAACUAUGCUGAUUAAUUUAGAAUUUUACUCAUAAAAAAUAAAGAAACACGAACAUUAUACGACUCGUGCCGCGGUCAUAGGCCUAGUACGAGUAAUUAUACAUUCCGUGAUAGGAGGAUUUUGCUUUCUCAAUUGUGUAAUUUUAAUCGCCGUCUUGUUGGAGUAAAAUUAAGUAAUUUCUUUUGUUUAAUAUUUUCUUAGUUAUUUAAAGAAAGUUCGAUCAGGUAUUCAUGCGAAUUUGAUAUUAUCCUUGGCUCUUGCGGAGGCACUGUUCUUAUGGGGUAUUGAAAAGACACACCACAAGGUGAAUAUUAAAAUAUUUUAUAACCUUGCUUUUGUAUACAGAAGAUUUGUAAGACGUGACUAUCGUGUUCCAGGACGCUGUUCCAUUCAAUGAGCUAUUGAGCAAUAAACACAGGAUAGUUUUGUAUUGGAAUUGAAACACCACGAUACAAGCGUUAACUCAUCUCAAAAUUAUUUUAUUCACUUUUAUUCACCGUUGACAUCGAUAGCUCAUUGGAUAGGAGGUAGGACAGUGGUCUAGAAAAAGGUAGCCUACGUACAUAGUGCAAGCUUAAAUUCAGCGUAGCCGGAAAAGACAAAUUUAAAUCGAAAUUGACAUUAAAAAAAAUAACUCAUAAUUACCAUUCGACAUUAUUUUUUUCUUGUGCAGACAACAUGUUACACCGUCGCAGUAGCGUUACAUUAUUUGUUCCUUGUUGCCUUUCACUGGAUGGCCGCAGAAGGUGUCAUAUUAUAUCUUGUCUUGGUCAAAGUGUUUCAAAGAAAGAGCGCUAGAAAGGACAAGAGAAUGUUUAUGAUCAUAUGCUGGGGUGAGUAA